Molecule: messenger RNA, 3974 nt
Organism: Schistocerca nitens (vagrant locust)
Lineage: Eukaryota; Metazoa; Arthropoda; Insecta; Orthoptera; Acrididae
Product: zinc finger protein 490-like
Exons: 9
Coding region: 273-1313 (346 amino acids)
Biological process (GO): regulation of transcription by RNA polymerase II
Molecular function (GO): DNA-binding transcription factor activity; RNA polymerase II cis-regulatory region sequence-specific DNA binding
Source: RefSeq, a predicted model, not a curated record
ACUCAUUUUCAUACACGAGACAGUUAUGUUGGCUAUGCUGCAAAAGUAUGUUACUUCUGCUUUCGAUGUACAAACGAGUUUCGUUGAAAGCAUUGUUGGAUAACGCAACAGGUUAUUACAUUCUUGUCGGUCAAUAAUUGAUAGAGGAAAGUUUUAUUAAAAUGACUUGAUAACUUUGACCCUGAAAUGUGUGCUGGUCUCAGUAAUGGAAAAGAAAUGACUGGCCGCAGAUAACUCAAAUUUUGAGGCUGCAAACGAACGCGCUAUGUACAAUGGCAUCGCCUGUAAAAAGAGAAAUGGUAUACAUUGAGGACCCCCUUGCACUUACUCAAGCAGAUGUAAAACAAGAGAAUUCAUUCGAUAUAACAACAGAAUGCAGCAUAGAAGACAACAGUUCACAAGAUUGGCAAAACUCAGUCCUGAUAAAGGAGGAGAUUGAGAUUGCAGAAGGCUGGGAACUAGCUGGAGAAGAAGCAAGUAUAUAUUUCGAACCAGAGAUGUGCAUUACAGAGGACCAGUGGACACUAGAGAAUUUGCAGGACAAAUUUCCUAAUGGAGAAAAUCGGUUAGCUGCUCAAAGUAAUCAGAAGGAGAGCUGUGGUGAUGAUAUUGAAGUCAUUGACUUGGCCUCUGAUGAUAAUGUUGAGGAAACAACAAUGGAUGUUAAACCUAAAACUGCUCCGAUACUGCGCCGACUAUUGGAACAGGGUCCGGCGUGGGACGAACCCGGGCUGGAGGAGGAGCCCGCAUUCUCCUGCAAGCAGUGUGGUGCGGCCGCCGAGAGCGCCUCGGAGCUGGCGACGCUGUGUGCAUGGCACACUGGCGAGCGGCCCUUCUCGUGCACGACCUGUGAAAAGCGGUUCGCUACACGGGUGCAGCUCUGCAUACACAGCAUCGCGCACUCGCGGGGGCAGCCCUUCCCCUGCCUCGUGUGUGGCGAGGAGAUAUCGCGGAUGGCCCACUUCCGCCACCACAUGGUGCUGCACGACGACUCCAGGAACCGCCCACCCCGGCGCUGCCUCCACUGCCGCCGCACUUUCCGCGGGGACCGUGAGUGGCAACGGCACCUGCUGCGUGCGCACCGCAUCAACCGCCGCUCUUCUGUGAGCCGAGCACAACCCGGCAGUCCGAAAACAUCUGUCGGGAGCUGCUGCCACUGUGGGAGGGAAUUCACGAACAGGGGAGGCUUGCGUCGGCACGAGCUGGCUUGCAGCAAUGGCAACAUGCUGCUCAAACAAGAGGAAUGUAGCACAGAGGGACUAAGAAUCGACAUAGACAGGAUUAUUCACCAGCAGGAUUUGUCUCUGGCGUGACAAGAGUCCGUGUCCUGUGUUCCUCAGCCGACUGUCGCAGAGCAGUCUACGUCGUUGCCAGUUCCUACAGGUGUGGCUGUGGCAGCACUGAGGAGGAAACUACAGGAUAAGAGUAGAAAUUUCUCUGGUGAUCAGACAACUUGACUCUCUGUAAUAAACUCAAACACUUGCCUCAUCAGCUCAGAUCUCAAAAGGCUUAUUGCUUAGUCUUGUGUGUAUUUGUUCUUUGAUUGCCAUAUUCACAUCAUUUCUUCAAGAAAUGAUAAUGAUUGUGUCUUGUGUAAAGACAGUAUUUUUUAGCUUGGGUUUUUCCUGGAUUUAAUACAAGGGAGGAGAUUAUGUCUGUGUUGAAGAGAGUAGUUUACUUGUCAAGUGCCUUGCUUUAGCCAAAAUAUUUGCCAGGUGGUUUGAGAGAAAGAAGCUGUUGACUGUUAAUGUUGAGCAAGUGUUUUGUUAUAAUGCAAAUAGUAGUGUAAAAUAAUGUGCAGUUGUGAAUUUAAAAUCAUUUGUUGUUCUUAUUGUUUUUGUGGAAAGACCAAAUGAACAGAUGCAUUGGGAAGGUACAAAUUACAUUUGAGAGGAAGAAGGUCAAAUCUCUGUACAACUAUCCAGAUUUAGAUUUUCCACAGUUUCCAUAAAUUGUUUAAGUAAAAUCUUGAGAUUACUAUGUGAAGAGGACAUGGCCAAUUUCCUUCUCCGACUUGAGUUUUCGCUUCAUUUCUAAUAACCUCACUGUUGGUAGGACAUUAAAACCCAAUCUUCAUCUCACACUGUGGAAAGCAAUGUGUGAAAUACUAAUAUGAAAGGGCAGCAAGAUCGUUAGUUGCUCAUGACCUAUGUUGCUGCUCAGGGAUAGUGAGUAACUUGUGGAUUGCGCACAAAUGCUUGCGAGUGAGGCAGCUUGGUGAUACUCGUAGUGGUAGCGAAAUCAGUGAAGUAUAAUAAAUGAUGUGCAAUGAAAACUGCAUGCAUUAUGUUACUUUCUUCUUUGCAUCUUUACAAAUAUCAUAGUAUCAUAAACUAGCCAUAGUUUCCAUUCGUAAGCAUUGCUUCGAAAGAAAAUUUUUGACUACCACAAUCAUACUCAAUUUAUGAAAUACUUCAUGAUUUCAGUGAGUACUCCAAAGAUAUUAUGAUGUGUGUAAUGCUUCUUGUCCCUCUCUUUGACACUGAACAUAACCCAGAGAGUCACAAGUAUCCCUUUCACCCACUAUUUGAAACUAAAAAUAGCAUUAAUAACAGUGUAUUCUGUUGAAUACAGGUCCUACUUCUUUCUCUUACCUCUACAAAAUAAUGAAGGAAUUUUUUUCAAAACUAGAGGGCAAGAAGAAAAAGCACAGAGGAAAAUAUUAUGUUUAUUCCUGUAACAGUUACAAGCUGAAACGUUGUUGGCAGUUGCUUCAGUAAGCAAGAAUCAUUAUUCAGAUUUCUUUUAUGAAAAUGAAUGAAUACUUUUUCUAAAAACAUACUCAAAAUCUAUUUUACAUUAGUUUCUGUUUUAACUUUCUUCAGUGCGAGGAGUGGCAGUAAUCCAGACCCGUCUUCCGUGAUUGAACUCUUUCUGCUUGAUAUGGAAUGGAGAAACUUUAAUAAUUUUCUCACAUGACUGAUUUUAAAUUGUAAGACUUGGUGAUAACAGGUUGCAAGAAGUACUGCAUACGGUGCCUGAACAUGGAUAAACUCUGCCAGCAUGUUCUUGUGUAAUUGCUUUUGGUCAAAAGGUAGUAAUUACAAAACCAGCGUACACACAACCUUUUCAUGACUUUAUUUUCAUACAGGGAGUAGUGUUUCAUUCAUUUGAAAUUCCAACAAAGCUAGUAAGCUUAUACUUUUCGAUCUGUGAUCUUCUGUUACUGUAUCAUGGUUUUCUAAGACGCUUCCUCAGUUGGCCAGCCUAAAAGUGAACCAGUCGCAGACUAACACAUUCUGGAUAAAUUGACAUAAAUACCAGUUCGUGGUCACCAUGAACCUCGCCAAACUCAGUUUUCAUCUGUGUGGCUGCCCAUCUACACAAAUGAAAGUGUUUAACUGGAUUUGGAAAUUUGUUGUAAGUUCCUUUGGGACCAAACUGCGGAGGUCAUCGGUCCGUAGGCUUACACACUACUUAAUCUAACUUAAACUAACUUACGCUAAGUACAACACACACACCCAAGCCCGAGGGAGGACUCAAACCUCCGACGGAAUUGGAUUUUACUUAACCAGGGAGACAAAACAAUAAUGGUCAUAAACCCUGUUGCUCCCACCGAAACUAAGUUUACUGUGCAGAUUCUUUCCCUGUCAUUCUAGUAAAGCCAGUCAGUAUCCUUGAAGAGCAGCAGGAGACUUUUUACUAGGUAUUUGUUAGGAAUUAAUGACCCAAAUAUAUUGUGUCUUUCAGUCUCUAGUGCUUCGCAUUGGAAUAUUAAAUAUGGUGUGUUUUCCUCUCCCACACCUGGUAAAUUUUAUCGUAGUAACGCAAGACCCUUUCCUUUUUACACCUUGCCUCUUCAAAAGGGUUUGCCAUUAACAACUACACGGUGCAUCUGUUUGAAUCUCAACAAAACCAUUUGUGAAUCAUGCUUAACCACCCCGAUGUAUUGUACCAAAAUUUCACAUUUUUUUUAUUGAAAUUUAUCAGACUUUACAAAGAUUACGAGAGUUUCGCCAUUUCACAUUUGGCAA